This is a messenger RNA of Peniophora sp. CBMAI 1063, 346 nucleotides long. The record is from the annotation of a GenBank genome assembly. Lineage: Eukaryota; Fungi; Basidiomycota; Agaricomycetes; Russulales; Peniophoraceae.
AUGAACUACCCUCUCAAUUCCGACUCUCAUAUGACGGAUACCUCAGCGCCGGAUGAUAGCGAUGAAUACCCGGGUUCCGCGUGGAAAGGAGAGGGCACCGCCUUCUGGAUCCUGUCUCUGCGAGGAAUAGACAAGAAACAAGAGAGGCUCGCUCACUACAACAAGGCCACCAUGACUACCCUCCUUACAUUCGCCGGCCUUUUCGCCGCCACAGUCGCGGCAUUUUUGGUGGAUAGCUACAAGUCCCUCUCGCCCGACCCAAACGUUCAGACGUUCACGGUGGCGUUCAAUCAGACAAACGCGCUCUUAGGCCAACUCGUGAUGGCAUUCAACAUGACUCCGGUGA